AUGGACGGACGCCAGCCGCCCAGCGACGACCACGCGACGCCAUCCAAUUCUAGGAACCCCAACGUCUUCGACGACGAAUAUGCCCUCGAACGCGACCAGGACCCGGAGUUUGGCAUGGGAGUAGCGGAUGGAUUUCGGCCCGGAAACGACCAUGGAGGCGGUAUUGCUGGCAACUCGACGACUGCACUUGACCACAGGGCUUCGAUACGGUCGUCAGUACGUCAUUCUAUCUCGGAAAAUUUCCCACUGGACACCAAGGGGCCUCCUCAAGUCGCUCAGCAGCGGAACAGCAUAUCAAAAGGCGGCCAUGCGGCAAGAGGAUCUUUCACCAUGGCACAGGACGGCCCCAACUCUUCGACUCCCGAGCGAAGCAAUACCUAUUCUCCUGCCCCUCGCCUGCCACAACUGUCGCACCGUGCCUCCAUUGCGUCUACAUCGUCAUUCGCAACCGAACACGCGUCGCAGAGCGGGUUUGCGGCCAACUCUGGUCCCAGCCACCCCUAUGGCAUGUACCCUCAGGGCACUGGUCUGGGCCGGUCGGCCAGCGUCACAACAACUUCCACCGCUCAAGGGACAUCACGAUCGCUCUCGCACCAUGGCCCCGCUCAUCCGUAUGCAAUGUAUCCCCAAAAUGUCUUCGACGACCCUGACGAAAUCCGGCCUGCACCCGUGCAAAAUCAAAUUCCAGUUGGCUUCCCAGGACUUGGUCAAGGCUAUCAUAGGCAAAUCGGGCCCGAUGGCGAAGAGCAGGAUAUCAUCGGCCCUGACGGUCACAUGGAGCAAUUGCCCCCUUACUCGAGAUUCCCGGAGGAGGGUCCGACCAAGGCCUCGCUUAUGGCAGUGCCGGAGGAGUUCGGUCUUGUUACUGGAACAGAGACGGCGCAUACAGCAGCACCAGCGGCCACGUCAGGAGUGGCAGCCGGGGCCGCGGUUGGUAGUCUAGCGGCAUCGCCUGUCGGGCCUCAUAGUGCUUCAAUGUCUCAGGAAGCAUUACCGUCGAGCAAUUCUAGUAUGAUGAUGCAACCGAUGGCCAAUGGACAGACAACUCCGCAGUCACAAGAACCAUUGCAGUCGCAGGAUCGAUCUGCAUCUGCAGAAGCUCCUUCGAGUACCGGCGCCCCCAACGACAAGAGUUGGAGUGAAAAAUCAUGGCAGGAAAAGAGGAAGACCAAGAUUUUGUGGGGAGUUGUCAUUGGCACUUUCAUGGCCAAGGGACACAUGGACAAGAACAAAGAUCGGGGGCCUUCCAUGGUCACGGUGGUUAGUACGGAAUCCUUGUUUGAUGCUUCGAGCAUCCAAGUGAUACCCACCGGUCUCCCUGCCUUGCCUGUGGGCAAGUAUGCGCUUCCAAUCCGCAGCCCUGACGUGUCUAGCAACGAGUGUCUCACGAGCUCGGAGCAAAACGACGCUUGGUCCUGUAACGUGGAUGGACCACCUCUUGAGAUCAAUGUUCGUUCUUAUGGGAAGGCCAACUCGUACGCCAUGUGGCUGUCGCCCCUGGACAACACCACGGGCGUCAACUACGGAAGCCAAGCACCGAACAUUGAGCCUCAAGCACUUAGCCUCGUGACUGACCUUGACAACCCCACGGAUGGACCCGCAUGGCAUUUUCAAACUUUGUAUGACAAGAUCGUUAUCCUGCGACCCGAGGAUUUCGCGGCAGGCCAGAAGCUGGUGUCGCGCGAUGCGCACAGUUCGAGUUCAGGUGACUACGGCGGUGACGACGGCAGCAGUAGUUACCCACCCUAUCCGCCAGAUGGCUUCAAUAUGCCUUCAGGGUUCAGAUCUCGUCAUCAAGUUGUCGCAGGCGACAAACCAUGGUACUGCAUCUGGAACUCAACCUUUAUCGAGACAUUCAUCUAUGUGGAGCAGAACACGUCGGCAGCCAUGUCUACAGGUGUGUCGUCCGGACUGUCUUCAGCAACUAGUUACGCGACGCCUGCACAAUCGACUAGCACAGUACCAGCCACCACAACGUAUCCUUCGCCGGUCACCAUCGUGUCUACAAAUACUGCAGCCGCUAUUACGACGUCGCCAUCGACGGCUCAGCGACGCGAUACAGACAGCGACAACAUUCAGUGGUAUCCACGCAUCGUGAAAAUUGAGGAACGUCGUACGUCUACGAAGGAACAGGCGUACUGUCAACAAAUGCAGCUUCUUGAUGACGGACGGAUGGUCCCCGUGUUACAAGACGGCCAGACGAUCGUGGUGAAGCUGUCCGAGUCAGAUCCGGACUAUAGCGACUACAAGAGCGGGAGCAGUAGUAAGAGUUCAAAGAGGGCUUUAGACAAGAGAGAUGACCCGUCGAAUGCUUGUCAUUGCCAGUGGUCGUUUAUAUAG
Lasiodiplodia theobromae is the source of this 2340-nucleotide messenger RNA. RefSeq lists its product as uncharacterized. The transcript is spliced from 3 exons. Bases 1 to 2340 code for a protein of 779 amino acids. Lineage: Eukaryota; Fungi; Ascomycota; Dothideomycetes; Botryosphaeriales; Botryosphaeriaceae. The record is from RefSeq and is a predicted model, not a curated record.